AUGACCGAACUUCACUUGAGAAACCCUUUGGAAUGGAAGACCUUUAAGCUAAUAUCUAUUUAUGUAACAGCUAGUACAGCUACACCGAGCGACCAUUGCAACGAAUUUACAGUAACAGUCGAUGAGAUUGUUAAUGUUGAUCAAAUAAGUACAUUCGAUCGUGAUAGUUUCGGCAUAUUGAACAACCUUACAAAGCAAUGCAGAUUUCUAAACAUAGCCGUCGAAUUAGAUUUAUAUAGAGAUGAAACAUCAAAGUAUUACAUAGAUGUGUAUAGGGAUGAUUUGCACAAAAUUAACGUCAAGUACCCAAUAGAUGACUAUGUAAAUGAAGAAGUUAAUUUAACACCAGAUUAUACUGAAUUAUUUCAAAAUCCACGUGAAAGACCAACUAUUCCUGAAUAUGACACACUAAAACCUUACGAGCAUGAAACUACGUCAAAUUAUCCACAAUAUACAACGAUUUUUGAAGCAACUACUGAAAUAUCCACAACAGAUAUAAGUUAUGUCCUUACAAAUGAUAAUGUUAAUAAAUCAGAUGCUAAGAAAUUAAAGAAUGAAAAAAACAAGGAAGAUAGUGGCAUGACUGCGGUUAUUGUAGUCGCUUCUGUGGCGGCCGUCGCGUCAGCUGCAAUUAUCUCAUAUUAUGUAGCUCAUAUGAUAAAAACUAUGUUACAAUCUGGGAGUUAUCGUUUUCCAGAACCCGCCGCUUAAUUAUACUUAAUGUGGCUUAUGUGAAUGACAAACGAAAACAAUGGAUAUUAUACUAUUGUUAAAGGAUUGGAUAUAUAUUGGGAAAGGUGUACAAAUUAUGCUAUAAUGAUAUGCCUUAGUACAUAAGCUUACCAGUUUGUAAUCCAUGUAUCAAGUUAUGUUUAUGUUUGUUUUUAAAUAAAUAAACUUAUUUUU
Messenger RNA from Nymphalis io (European peacock), 906 nucleotides. RefSeq lists its product as uncharacterized. The record is from RefSeq and is a predicted model, not a curated record. NCBI's taxonomy places the organism in Eukaryota, Metazoa, Arthropoda, Insecta, Lepidoptera, Nymphalidae. The transcript is spliced from 5 exons. The coding region runs from base 1 to 711 and encodes 236 amino acids.